AUGGCGGAGGUGGGACUGUCGGUAGCAGCAAAACUCGCUGAAUAUUUGGUGCACCCAACUUUCCAGCAGUUGCAAUGUUUGGUUUGUGUCAGAAAAAUCACCAGAAAUGUUGACAUUAGGAAGGAGGAGCUAAUACUAAAGCAAGGGAGAGUGCAGGAACUUGUUCAAGAGGCUAUCAAGAGAACUGAGAGGAUUGAUGAUGAGGUUAACAAGUGGAAGAAUGAUGUGAAAAGCCUCAUAGCAGAGGUGGAGAAAUUAGAGGAAGGACUAAAGGCUAACCAUGGCUGCCUUCGAGGGUGGUGCCCUACUUGGAAGAGAUAUUGUCUCUGCAAAAAGUUGGCUAAGACUGCCCAAAGGAUGAUUGAUCUAAAUACAAAGAGUGACUGCUUCAGUUCAUUUUCCCAUCCUGUUAUUAUUCCAGAUAUAGAUUAUCACUCUCCUCAAAACUUUAAGCUCUUCAACUCUACACAAAAUGCUUUUGAUCAGCUGUGUGAGGCACUGCGAGAUGAUGGUAGCUCCAUAAUUGGGCUAUGGGGCAUGGGAGGGUCAGGGAAAACCACCCUGGUGAAAGAAGUGGGAAAGAAAGCCAAAGAGUUACAGAUCUUUGAUCGAGUUGUGCUUACUACAAUUUCUCAAAGCCCAAAUGUAAGAAAAAUUCAAGGCGAAAUUGCUGACACGUUGGGGCUCAAAUUAAGUGAAGAAUUUGAAAUAGGUAGAGCAAAAAGAAUAGCACUAAGAUUGCAAAGUGGAGAACGAAUUUUGAUAAUACUGGAUGAUGUAUGGGCCAUGUUGGAUCUUGAGGAUAUAGGGAUUCUCACUGGAGGAAAUCAUCAAAGAAGUUGCAAAGUUGUCCUGACCACACGUCGUCUAGAGGUAUGUAACUUGAUGGAAUGCCAAAAGAUGAUUCAACUUCAUUUGUUAAAAGAAGAUGAAGCUUGGACUUUGUUUCAAACUCAUGCUAGGGUUGAUGAUGUCGCUAAAGAAGUUGUGGCUCAUGAAAUUGCCAUGGAAUGUAAGGGCCUACCUAUAGCCAUUGUAGCUAUGGGAACUUGCUUGAGAGGAAAAGGAGUUGAUGAGAUGAAUGUAGCGUUGUGUAGGUUGAGGAAUGCAAAGCCAAACAAUGUGGAUAAAGGUGUUAGGAACGCUUUUGCUUGUCUUGAAUUAAGCUAUGAUUAUUUAGCGACCCCAAAAGCUAAGUUGUUGUUGUUAAUGUGUGCCAUGUUUCCUGAAGAUCAUGGCAUUGUUGUUGAAGAUCUCUUGAGGAAUGGAGUGGGGUUAGGCUUAUGCAAAGAUGCGGACUCGUUUGAAACAGCAAGGAGUCAAGUUAGAGCAACUAUAAAUUAUCUCAUUGACUCCUCAUUCUUGAUGCGUUUUUGGAAGUUCAACAUGUAUACACAAGAAUAUGUGACAAUGCAUGAUGUGGUUCGUGACUUUGCUUUGUGGAAAGCAUCUGAAGAGGAUCGCACCAUUAUGGUGAAUUGUACAAAAGAAUUAAACAAAUUGAUUACUGAUGAAGCGAUAAAAGAUUGUUAUGCCGUAUCUUCAUGGUAUCACAACAAUGAAUUAUUUCAAUUUCCUUCUCAUUUAGAUGCUCCGAAGCUUGAGUUUCUAUUAUUACGCUCAAUAAAACCCUUGGAUAUAUCACAUACAUCAUUUGAAGGCACCAAAGGACUCAAGGCUUUGAUUAUUAUGUGCAAAUAUGAGGCUAGCGUUGAACUACAACCUCAAUCAAUCCAAUGGUUGUCUAAUCUUCAAACUUUGAGAUUGCAGUAUUGGGAUUUACAUGACAUCUCUUUUGUGUUAAGUCUUACAAGACUUGAAAUUCUUGACCUGCAAGGUAGUAAAUUUGAAAGAAUGCCAAAUGGAAUUGAAAAAUUAAACAAGUUAAAGUUGUUAGAUUUGUCGAGUUGCACAAUAGAUGAAUGUUGUUAUGAAGCAAUAGGAAGGUGUUUGGAGUUAGAAGAGUUGUAUGUUUCCAAACAUUUUCCCCACUCAAAAAAUGCAAAUUGCUAUCAAUACCUUGCGGACCCUGCUGCUUUGAUGAAAUUGAGGAGGUAUAAGUUAGAAAUUGGGGAGCAUGGCAUAGGCUUCGCAUCUCAAAAUGAAGAAGACGCAAGAUCUUUGCACUUGGGUCAAUUAAAUAUCUCAAUUUUAGGUGCAAGAAUCAAAGACCUUGCACAAAGAGCAACUGUUAUUAAAUUUUAUGAGCUUAAGAGAGGCAGCAAAAUAUUCAUGCCUGAUAUUGCCCAAGUUGUAGGAGGCACAAAUGAGCUAACUAAACUCCAUCUUGAAAGGUGUUCAGAGAUAGAAUGCAUUACCAAUGAAACUACUCUUCAUGAAGAUGCAGUUGUCCCCAGAUUGGAUGAGUUAGUGCUAAGAGACAUGGAUAAUCUUAAACAACUACAUCGUGGGCCUUCUCCUUUCAGCUUGUUCCAAAAGUUGAAAAGGCUAAGUAUAUUCAAUUGCCCUCAAUUGCUCUACAUAUACCCUGCUGAUUGCAACUUAGGCAAUCUCAAGUUUCUCAAUAUUUCCAGUUGUCCAAUGUUGACAUCUCUCUUCCCUGUCUCUACCGCAUGCACUUUGUUAUCCUUAGAGAACCUUCAAAUAGAAGGUUGCAGUGAAUUGAUGCAUGUACUAGAGGGAGAGGGUGGUGGUGAUGCAUGGGAGAAUUCAAGAGUCCCAGAACUAAAAUAUUUGUCCAUCGAUAAUUGCUGCAAAUUAGAAUCUGUAUGCCCGGUCUUUUUAGCUCAACGGUUUGUGCAAUUGCAAGAUCUAUCCAUAAUGAAUGCUCCUCAAAUGAAAUUUGUGUUUGGUGAAAAUGCUGGUGAAGAACAACCAAUUAUGCAUGAUCAAGAUGUGACUCAAAUAGUGCUUCCCCUAUUGAAAUAUAUCAAACUGAAAAAUCUUCCAAAUAUUGUUGGAAUUUGCUCAAAGAGGUAUCGUUCCAGGUACCCAUCAAUAAAGAGAAUAGAAUGGACGGAUUGUCCAAAUAUGGGAUUGCAGGAACUUAAGUGCCAUGAAUUGGCAGCUAUGGAAUGGAUUGAACUAGAUAAUUAUGGAGUAGAGUCCAUUUUCCACCGUCAAACCGGGGUACAAGAGCAAAUUCCAACACUUCAGUACCUCCGAAAUUUAACUUUGAAGAAAUGUGCAAGAUUGAAAUUUGUCUUUUCUGAUCAUAUCUAUCAAAGUCUUCCAGAGUUAACAUCUGCAACCAUAUCUUGCUGUGAGGAGUUAGAUGCAAUUUUUGCAGGAAAUGAAGAGACUCAGAAGAAUCUAUCCAUUACUCAAUCUUGUCUGCUGAAAUUGAAGAGUUUGAAAGUCUCCAAGUGCAACAAACUGAAAUUCAUUUUAUCUUUCAUGAUCAGUGCUUCUAUUACUUCAGUGCUUCCGCAGCUAAGCAAUCUAACCAUAUCCUAUUGUUCGCAAAUGGAAGAAAUUUUCAACUGCUCAAACAAUGAAGAGCAUGAGAUUGACAGUGACAAGGAGAUUACAUUCCCUAACAUGAGAGAUAUGGAACUUAAGAACUUGCCUAGACUCGCUAAUGUAUGCCAAGGGUUUAAGUUGCUGACAGGGGAGCUUUGCAGAGUUCAAGUUCAUGAUUGCCCAAGACUUAUGCCAAUUAUGGGUGCAACUAUUGAUUACACGAAAGAGGUUAUGUGGCAAUCAAUGAUGGUUCAAACCAUGGAACUUGAAGAGAAGAAGGAUUUCAGCAAUGCAGAGCAUUAUAUAUUUCUGGCUCUCAAUAAUCUUCCACUUUCUGUUUUAAAUGCUGGAGAGCUUGAUGUUCAAAGUCCUAGAAUUGCACGCUGGCGCAUUAUUGGUGAUGAUGAGCAAGAAGAAACAAGCGACUCAGAAGAACAACAAAUGCCAGGAGGUCUUGUUCCCACACAAGUUUUGAGCUUCCAACAUGUUCAUUCCUUAAAAGUAACUCGCUGUGAAAAGUUAAAGUUUGUAUUCUCAAUGAGCACUAUUGUCCACAACAGCCUUCCCAGAUUAACUUCCCUAACCUUAUUUGAUUGUGAGAAAUUGGAGGAAAUAAUUGCAGAAAAUGAGGAACAUAAGAUCAUGUCCAAUGGUCAAGUUUGCUUCCCAGAACUAAAAGAGUUGAGGGUCGGGAGGUGCAACAAGCUCAAAAGACUCUUCUCUACGUCCGCGGCUAUUAUUCUUCCCCAACUAAACUUUUUGUGGAUAAAUGGGGCUGAUGAAUUAAAGGUAAUUUUUGGGCAUAGUAGAGAAGAUGAUGCCAACUAUCGUGAGACAAUUGUGCUUUCAAGCUUGACGAUGAUAACACUAAUAAAUUUGCCAAAUUUGGUGAGUGUUUUCCAAGGGUUGCAGUUUCAGGUGCAGCUAAGCCACAUCAGCAUUUGCAACUGCCCCAGAUUUGUAGAUUCAAGUUUCGGAUCGAUUCUUCAACAAUUGACAACAAUAACGUUGCGGCAGGAUUCUACAGAAGAUUCAAAUGUUCAAACUUCAUUAGAUGCAAAAGAACAAUUGUUUGUAAAUGAAGAAAAAGCGAUGAUGUUGAUCUCAGGAGUGGAGCACUUGUCUUUGAAGGAUUCAAUGGACCUCAUGUCCAUAUGGGAGGGUCCCAGUUUCAUCAUGUUCCAAAAUCUUAAGGACUUUUAUGUGAGUAAAUGUAGAAAAUUGAAGUGCAUCUUCCCUAGCACUGUGAUCAGAAGCCUACCAUGUUUGGAGCGUCUAGAGAUUGAAGAAUGUGAAGAGUUGGAAGAGAUGAUGUCAUCUGAAGAGCAUCACUUUCCAAACGCGUAUUCCUCUCAUUAUUCCUUCUGCUUCCCACAACUUCGAGAUCUUAGAGUCAUUAGAUGCAGAAAGUUGAAAUGGCUCUUCCUCUCCACUGAAAAUCUUCCACAGUUGAAACAUCUGAAGAUUAAAGAUUGCUCUAAACUAAAGGGACUUUUCAACUGCGAACCUGAAAUCCAUGAGGAAGGCUUCUAUGAUAACAUGUUUCCAAAGUUGAAAUAUCUUACUGUUGAGGAUUGCCCCAUUUUCUCCCAAACCACACUUGCUGCUCUAAGUCUGCAGCGUCAAAACGAAGAGACACGUUAUGAUCAACUAAGGAAGGCGACGACGAUGGAGAAACGAAGUUGCCCAGAGUAUGUUUCCACCUAA
Neltuma alba is the source of this 5130-nucleotide messenger RNA. RefSeq lists its product as uncharacterized. Gene Ontology annotation, molecular function: ADP binding; ATP hydrolysis activity. The record is from RefSeq and is a predicted model, not a curated record. The coding region runs from base 1 to 5130 and encodes 1709 amino acids. The transcript has 7 exons. Lineage: Eukaryota; Viridiplantae; Streptophyta; Magnoliopsida; Fabales; Fabaceae.